AUGGACCUAGACAUAAUCGAUUCUAAAUCAUCAGCUCCUACGGAACUAUCGUCCAAAGGAAAAAUUCUAUUAUUUGUCACUGGUGGACUAGCAGUUGGUAUAAGUGUCGCAUGUAUACCAUUUAUUUCACCGGCACUUAGAAAAGUCUGUCUGCCUUAUGUUCCAGCUACUACCAACCAAUUGGCAGGUGUUUCUAAGGCUUUAAUUGGACGAAAUGGUCGCUUACUGGAUAUAGGUUCUGGUGAUGGAAGGAUAGUAUUUACAGCUGCGAAAUUAGGCUUUCAAGCUGAUGGUGUAGAACUCAAUACAAUACUUGUAUAUUACUCAAGAAUAUUAGCUUUACUCAAUAGUCAGUACCAAAAUACAAAAUUUUAUAGACAAAAUCUCUGGACGUUUAACCUACAACCUUAUAAUAAUAUUGUAAUCUUUGGAGUUGAACAAAUGAUGGAAGAGUUUGAAUGCAAAUUAUUGCAAGAAGCAAAUCCUGAUACUGUUGUAGUCGCUUGUAGAUUUCCAUUGCCUAAUAUGACACCGAUAGAAACAUUUGGAAAUGGAGUAGACACAGUCUGGAAAUAUGUAAUUAAGAAAAGUGUAAAAUGA
Molecule: messenger RNA, 600 nt
Organism: Parnassius mnemosyne (clouded apollo)
Lineage: Eukaryota; Metazoa; Arthropoda; Insecta; Lepidoptera; Papilionidae
Source: the annotation of a GenBank genome assembly